This is a messenger RNA of Seriola aureovittata, 2915 nucleotides long. RefSeq names its product NADH:ubiquinone oxidoreductase complex assembly factor 6 (gene ndufaf6). The coding region runs from base 37 to 1032 and encodes 331 amino acids. Lineage: Eukaryota; Metazoa; Chordata; Actinopteri; Carangiformes; Carangidae. The transcript is spliced from 9 exons. Gene Ontology annotation, biological process: biosynthetic process; mitochondrial respiratory chain complex I assembly. Gene Ontology annotation, cellular component: mitochondrion. The record is from RefSeq and is a predicted model, not a curated record.
UGACACACAAGUUAAGGUUGAAAGUUGAAGGGGAACAUGGCAGCUGGCGUCAGCUCUAAACAUGGGUUAUUAAGCAGCAAAACGUCGCUGUACCACACUCUCCACAGAAAGAUAUCACCCACCAGCGUGUGUGUCCAGAGAGCGGCUGAAAUACGGAGUGUGAGGGCGGCGACGAGCGCGACUCCGGACUCACAACACAACGAGAAGUUCUGUCUGGAGCUGGUCAGGUCCAGAGACUAUGACGGCUUCGUGUCCUCUCUCCUCCUCCCAGAGGAGGUGCGGCGUUCCUCUUUGGCUCUGAGAGCCUUUAAUGUGGAGCUGGCACAGGUGAAGGACUCAGUUUCCCAGAAGACCAUUGGUCUGAUGCGGAUGGAGUUCUGGAAGACAGCCAUAGAGGAAAUCUACAGAGAUGAGCCUCCGAACCAGCCGGUCACUAACGAGCUGUGGAGGGCGGUGAGGAAACACUACUUGACAAAGAGGUGGCUGCUGAAGAUCAUCACUGAGAGAGAAAAGGAUAUGGAUGACAGAGCCUACAGGAACCUCCAGGACCUGGAGACGUAUUCAGAGAACACACAGUCGUCCUUGAUAUACUUGAUGCUGGAGUGUUUAGGUUUGAAAAACGUGCACGCCGACCACGCAGCCAGUCACAUCGGCAAAGCUCAGGGGAUCGUCACGUGUCUGCGAGCGACUCCGUAUCACAGCAGCCGACGGAAAGUCUACCUGCCCAUGGACAUCUGCAUGCUGCACGGAGCGUCUCAGGAGGACUUUAUCCGCGGCAGCCGGGAGCAGAACGUCCGGGACGUCGUGUACGACAUCGCCAGUCAGGCUCACGUACAUUUACAGCACGCUCGAUCUUUUAGCAGCAACGUUCCACCAGCUGCCACGCCGGCCUUCCUCCAGACGGUGGUGUUGGAGGACUACCUGCAGAGAGUGAGGAAGGCAGAUUUCGAUGUUUUCCACCCCAGUCUGAAGAACAGAAACCCCCUGAUCCCCAUCCAGCUGUACCUCCGCUCCUGGAAGAAGACAUACUGACAUCAGACCCUCACCCCAACCCGCCCCACCCGACCCCAGCCCACCCACCUCAACCCACGCACAGCCCAGUGAUUCCAGAUUGACUGACACUCUGAGAGCUGGAGGACUGAAGUCCAGAGACGUCACCUCUCCCGGGGGGGGGGUUUUGAACCACGGCGUCGCCUCUGAAGUCUGAAGUCUGCCUCUUUAUUAAAACAUCAACAGUUCCACAGACACCAACCGUCACUUCUCAGCCUCUGACUCCCACACUGCAGCUUUACUCCUCAUAAAACUCAGGCAGGUUCAUCUACUGUCAAAGACGAGAGAGGCAGAGGUGUUGUGAUGAUCAGAGUCCCAAGUAUUUCAUCUUCACAUUUAUUACCGUUAAGGUCUUAUUCUUUUACAGCUUUAGCCGUCAUUUCUCUCAGUAUUAAGAAACUGGCACUUCCAACUUUAAAUACUGAGAUUUGCACAUGAGCAGAGAUCAGAAACAAAGUUCACGUUUGUAAGAGCCACAGUUUCUCAUGCAGGAUUUCCUCGUCUUGUAAACAGACGUGGAGCGCUACGUUACAAACCUGCGGUUCUCCCAAACGCAUUCAAACACAUGACUUGAUAAAAACACACAUUGCUGCUCGACAGAGAGAAAUGGAUCAGGGACUCCUGGUUUUAGUGCUGCACCACUCAGUGUAAAGUGAGGGAUUAAAACCGACACUUCAGGCGCUCUCACUUUCAAUAAAGCACUUCAGAUGGAGUCAGGAUUUCAGGAGUCGGCUCUCUAUAUUCACUUGUCAGUUUGUUUAUCCUGAUUCCUAUCUGUAGAUAUUAUUUUCACGAGCUCCCGGCGUUGUUAUCGACGUCUCUUCUCCGACAACCCUCACCUGUAAAAUAUGAGAGAGAUGUUAUUCACAGUUGAUGUCGGCUCGGCUCACCUCCCGCCCCGCCCUCUGUUUUUUUUUAAUGUCUCUGUUCAUCCUCUGUGACGUGAAGUUGAAAGGUAAAAGUUGGCGCCCUGGUCGUAGCUUUGUUAUAAAAAUAAAAAUAAAAUAAAAUCCUGGGUGCGCGGCGGACGCUGAGAGCCAGACGCUGGUUUUGGGGGGGUUGUGCCACCGAAGCAUCUCAUCUUUAUCUUCCCGUGAAAACAUCUCUCUCCUUUUGGCGCUGCAUUUCACUGCUGAUGCAUCAACUCGUCGACUUUCAGGGAGCAGCCACCGGUUUAGAUCAUGUGACUGAACGACCACAGUAAGAUCCAAGUCGUACCUGUAGAGGAGGAGGAAGCUGUGGAGUCAGUCUGGCACCAACAUGACCAGUCCUGGUUGAAAAGCUGCCUCUACAGCUCUCUGUGGGUUUCUAUGGCAACAGAGGAGAUUUACUUAUCCAGUUAUUUAGUAUUAAAAAGAAAACUUUCACCACAAAUUACCCCCGACCCCCCCAAUGUUUCAUGAAAACAGACGUGCUCUGAUAGUGUGAGACCUGUGCCAGUCAGGAGUUGGUUUGUUGGAUUACCUCCUUCCUCUCUCGGAUGCAGAGUUAUUGAAGCGGCAGAAAGAGAAGAUUACAGAGCGCUGAUGUCAUUUCAUAAUCAAAUUUCACUCCGCAGAGGAGGCAGCACCGAUCGAGUGGAAGAAAAGGAUGUCAGAAAGAUAAUGAGGUGGAUGACGUGCGGAGAGGCAGCGGCACUUUAUCUGUGAACAGGCCGGAGACGGAUCACACCUGUGGAGACCUGUCCGACGUUUCCCACUGUACAAACUGUGUGUGUGUGUGUGUGUGUGUGUGUGUGUGUGUGUGUGUGUUGCGGUGUCGUCCUCAGCUGCUGUUAUCAAACCAAACGGAGGCCAGAGCGGACAGGAAGCUGUAACACGUCUGUUGUUUAGCACCUGAAGGAUCAAAUAAAACGAUGAAUCAGA